GACGCCAUUACAGGGUGUUAGAUCUCUGCUGGAAGACGAGAGAAAUAUUUGGAGGAUUUUAAGAAGAAGCUGAAACUUUGGUGAGUCCUGCUGUUGAAAUAAUUCAUUAGAAAAUGGCAGAGAGAGUUUUAGAAAGUUUCCUGAGCUGCCAUGUGUGUUCAGAGACUUUCAGAGAUCCUGUGUCUCUGAGCUGCAACCACAGCUUCUGUUCAAGCUGCCUGAAGAAAUUCUGGGAACAAACUGGAAACAAGAACUGUCCCAUCUGUAAAAGAAGAUCUUCUAAGGAUUAUCCACAAGUGAACUUUUGGCUGAAGGAAGUGGCUGAUACUUUUGCUGGAAGACAGAAAUCUGGAUCCUCUGAGACAGAAAGAGGAGAAAAGCAGCUGAUGGUGGUCUGCAGUAAACACCAAGAAGACCCUAAACUGUUCUGUAAAGACGAGCAGAGAGCUGUGUGUUCUGUCUGUGAGUUUUCUCUCCACCAGAGUCACAAAGUGGUUCCUAUAGAACAAGCAGUCAGUGAGCUGAAGGAGAAGCUGAAAUCUGACUUAAAGUCUCUGCAGGACAAGAGGAACAAACACAAACAGGUGGAGAAAACAUACAAUGACAUGAUUCAACACUCUAAGAAGCAGUUGUUGUCCACAGAGAGACAGAUCAGAGCAGAGUUCAACAAGCUCCACCAGUUCCUGAGAGAGGAAGAGGAGUCCAGACUGGCAGCUCUGAGGGAGGAAGAGGAGCAGAAGGGGAAGACUAUCAGCAGAGAGAUGAAGAGGAUUCAGGAGCAGAUCUCCUCUCUAGUCUGGGAGAAGAUGAAGGACAAGGUCCACUUCAGUCCUGUCAUUCUGGACCCAAACACUGCUAAUGAUUGGCUGUAUCUGUCUGAUGAUCUGACCAGUGUGAGAUGUGGAGACACGUGGCAGCAGCUUCCUGAUAAUCCAGAGAGAAACACUAAGUACGCCAAUGUUUUUGGUUCUGAGGGCUUCAGCUCAGGGAAACACAGCUGGGAGGUGGAGGUUGGAGAUCAUCCUGAUUGGAAUGUUGGUUUGGUUAAAGAGUCUGUUGACAGGAAGGGAGAGAGAUAUGUUUCACCAAAAUAUGGAAUCUGGUGUUUGUGGCAUCGUGAUGAAAAAUACACUAAUGGUGUUGGUCAGACUCUCACAGUGAAGAAGAGUCUCCAGAGGAUCAGAGUCCAGCUGGACUAUGACAGGGGGGAGGUGUCCUUCUACGACCUUGAAGACAUAGCCAGAGCCCAGAGCUCACUGUCAGAUCCACAGCUGGUCUCAGGAGCUCUGAUAGAUGUGGCCAAACACCUGGGCAACCUGUCCUUCAGAGUCUGGGAGAAGAUGAAGGACAAGGUCCACUUCAGUCCUGUUAUUCUGGACCCAAACACUGCUAAUGGAUACCUGUAUCUGUCUGAUGAUCUGACCAGUGUGAGAAAUGGAGACACAAAGCAGCAGCUUCCUGAUAAUCCAGAGAGAAAUGGUUUCUACGUCUGGGUUUUUGGUUCUGAGGGCUUCAGCUCAGGGAAACACAGCUGGGAGGUGGAGGUUGGAGAUCUUCCUCACUGGUAUGUUGGUUUGGUUAAAGAGUCUGUUGACAGGAAGGGAGAUUUCAAAUUUUUACCAGAAAAUGGAAUCAUACGUUUAGGGCUUUAUAAGGGUAAAUACGCUGAGAGUCUGGCCAACAUCAUUAAAGUGAAGAAGAGUCUCCAGAGGAUCAGAGUCCAGCUGGACUAUGACAGGGGGGAGGUGUCCUUCUACGACCCUGAAGACAUGUCUCACAUCUACACUCACAGAGACACUUUCACUGAGAAACUUUUUCCUUAUUUCUUUGUUAGAGACGCUGCUGAUGCUAAAGCAUCUGACAUCAAAAUCAAUAAAUCUGAGGUUUCUUUAUUAUUUUCAGACUAG
Messenger RNA from Cyprinodon variegatus (sheepshead minnow), 1907 nucleotides. Its product is annotated as nuclear factor 7, brain-like. Bases 114 to 1907 code for a protein of 597 amino acids. The transcript is spliced from 3 exons. NCBI's taxonomy places the organism in Eukaryota, Metazoa, Chordata, Actinopteri, Cyprinodontiformes, Cyprinodontidae. The record is from RefSeq and is a predicted model, not a curated record. Gene Ontology annotation, molecular function: zinc ion binding; protein binding.